AUGUCGGUUUCUGGGUCCGGUUCCAAUUCUAAUAUCAAGUCCAAGUCCCGCCUCGGGCUCCUCGAACGACAGAUUCUGCAGGCGAAUCCCAUUCUUGAAGCGUUCGGCAACGCGCAGACGCAGCGGAAUAAUAAUUCGAGUCGGUUCGGAAAGUUCGUGAGGAUCAGUUUCGCGCCAGACGGGAGCAUCGCGGGCGCGAAUAUCGAUUGGUAUUUGUUGGAGAAGAGUAGGGUUGUGAUUAGGAGUGAGGCGGAGAGGAGUUUUCAUGUGUUUUAUCAACUCAUUGCGGGUGGUGGGGCUAUCAAAGGGGUAGAUACACUGCUUCUUGACGGUGGUGUUGAGGACUACGAAUAUCUCAAUAAGAGCCGUCGCGAAGUCGAUGGUAUCGACGACUACGAAGAAUGGAAUGCUCUCAAGUCCGCCCUCGAAACCGUCGGCUUUUCUGCAUCCGAACAAAUGGACCUCUUCCGCAUCGUCGCCGCCAUCCUCCACCUCGGCAACAUCACCAUCACCGCCAGCCGCAACGACGACGCCACCAUGCCCACCCCCUCCCAAUCCGAACGCGCCUGUCACCUCCUCGGCAUCCCCCCCUCCGAAUUCACUCGCGCCCUCCUCCGCCCCCGCGUCCUCGCCGGCCGCGAAUGGGUCACCCAAGCCCGCACGCGCCAACAGGCGCUCGAAGAGCUCGGCGCGCUCUGCAAG
This is a messenger RNA of Stereum hirsutum FP-91666 SS1, 702 nucleotides long. RefSeq lists its product as uncharacterized. Gene Ontology annotation, molecular function: microfilament motor activity; ATP binding; actin filament binding. The transcript is spliced from 3 exons. Gene Ontology annotation, cellular component: cytoplasm; myosin complex; actin cytoskeleton. Lineage: Eukaryota; Fungi; Basidiomycota; Agaricomycetes; Russulales; Stereaceae. The annotation marks the transcript as partial. Gene Ontology annotation, biological process: vesicle transport along actin filament; actin filament organization. The record is from RefSeq and is a predicted model, not a curated record.